This is a messenger RNA of Vitrella brassicaformis, 1955 nucleotides long. The record is from the annotation of a GenBank genome assembly. Lineage: Eukaryota; Vitrellaceae.
GUUUGGUUGUCAGUCUGUCUCAUUAUUCCGCCAUCAUUUCAUGCCCGUAACCGGUGGGCAUCUGGUACCUGGUGUCAUGCUGACUGGGCGAGGCCCCCUUGGCGCCAUUACCGUCCCUCCAAUCGCCUCCCUGCGGCGGCGGCAUGCCGUAGCCGUUGGCCACCGGCUGCAUCGGCUGCUGGCUCUGCUGGUGGGUCGCGUAGAUGCCGCCGCCAGGGGGGCUGGGCGAGGGCGAUGACAUGGCGUGCCCGUUGGCAGGCUUGGGGGGGUAGUUCUGGCGCCCGUUGGUGGCGUACUGGGGCUGCUGCUGCUGCUGCUUGUACUGGUCGAACAUGUUAGGCGGUGGCGGUGGUGUGGUCAUCUGGUGCUGUGGCACAGGGCCCGUGUAGGAGGUGGGUGUGUAGUGGGUGGGAGGGGGAGGUGGGGGGGGACCGCCGGACGCACUCAUGUACUGGGGAGGCAUGCCCUGGUAACCCUGCACACCACACGUGGGGCCACGGAAGCAAAGCAAGAUAGAUAGAUAGCCACAUUGUAUGUAAUGCAACUCUUGGUCUCGUGUGUGUUGGUUGGGUUGAGUUGUAACGCACCAUCGGCGAUGGUUGUUGCGACAUUGGUGGUGUGUUCGCUGGUGGGGCGUAGCUGGAGUAGCCCAGGGGCAUCGAAUGCACGCCGCCACGAGCCGUCGGAGAGCCACCCAUAGCUGACCCACACACAUGACAGACACGACACAUGUGAUGUGACAUCCACAUCAGCGAGCGGGGCUGUGCUGUGAGCAAGGUGUGUCGUUGGAACUGACCAGCAUCUGGCAUGGCGUGUGCGGGCUGUGCCGUGGGUAGUGAUUUGGUGAAGUCGCGGCCCUUGUUGGGGUUGUCCUUCACCGACAGCUCCGUCAACUUUGAGGGCUGAACCUGCACACCAAACCAAGGCGCACCAACAUUCCAAUGGGUGGGGUGGAUCUGUCUGGUGAUGGUCGCUGGGCUGGCAUGGGUGGCUUGUAUUGGGUAGGUAAGUAGGUAGGUAGGUAGGUACCUGUAGUGUGUUGCAGCCGUCGUACAUGUUGCGCCCGUUGAGUUGUGUGAGGGCCUGCACGGCGUUGGUGCAGUUCUGGAACUGAAUCAACGCCUGGGUCAUGCCCUGCACCUUCUGAAACAACACUAUCUGCAUUGCAGCACACAAUUAACAUGCCAACAGACACACACACACACACAUGAACAGGCUCCCUCCCUCCAUAGGCCUUGAGCGAGUGAGUCCCUGACUGACCUUUUCGAUGAAUCCGUGUGCCGAGAAGAUGCCGUGGAGCGUGUCGAUGUCGACGGGGUACUGGAGGUUGGUGACGUAGACGAGCAGGAUGCGACAGUUGGCGUUGCGCUCCUGGUUGGUCACCACAGACUUGCGGGUGCUGUAGCACCCCUGGAUGAUGCACCCACGGAUCACCACACCGCCCUGACGCACGUGAGCCAACGCUGUCGACGCCGCUGGCUCGUUCUGAUCGAUCGAUUAACCAACGGCAGACAGACAAACACGUGAGUGACCAGCCGUGUGUUUGUGUGGUCUGCUGGCAUACAUACCGGGAACUGGACGAAGGCCUGUCCAGCACUGGGGUUGUGGAACAUCCUGAGCUCCUGCCCCAUGGAGAAGGGCGAGAAGGCCAGCCUGAUCUCCUGCUCGUUGACGUCCCUCGGCAAGUUGCGGAUCAGCAGCACACGACCCGGCGGCGCAUUCGGCCCCACACUCUGCCGCUUCUGAGCCAUCAUGCUGUCGUCCGUCAACGGCGUCUGCCCGCCCGGCGUAGCCACGGGCAGCAGGCCCUGUGGCGGGGAGUGAGCGUGUGUGGGCAUGGGAUAGCCGUUGGUGGGUGCGGCAGCCACCGGGGGGUAGCCGGGCAUGGGGGCUGCGGCGGCCAUGCGGGGGGAGGGGUCGUAGGAGCGCUUCAUCGCGUAGCUCGGGUCCAUCAU